AUGGAGAUGAAGCACGUAGUGGCGCGUUUUAUGGUGCACAAGGUAGGCAGCUUUGUCGUGAAGGAGCGUGUCCUGUGCUUUGGGGAAUAUUCGUUCUCAACGCUGGAUCGAGAGAAUCAACAAGUGACCAACAUGUGGCCAUAUGAAGACGUUGAUGGGGCGAAUGUACUGGAAGGAGAGACAGAUAUUGUGAUUCAUACACCACGUCACCGCGUCAAGAAGACAGUGUAUCGCUGUCACUUUCGCAUGGAAGUCCUCGUGUGUCUCUUACGUCUACGUAGUCAGCAUUACGCUAAAAUGCCCAAUCAUCCGACACCUGUGGAGCUGCAGACACAUGUGUUUCCAAGCUUAAAAUGUCUCAAGAAUGGCGUUCAGACCACGUGUGUCGUCGAGAUCCAGCCGGAUGGUAUUUACCAGCGGGAUACAGAGGGAGAUGUGAUGAGUCAUAUUCCGUAUACUAGCUUGGUCUCUAUUGAUCUUAUAUGUGACGAUCUUGAAGCUAUUGUACUAAAUCAUUCAAACAACUCGAGUCUCUUUCUAGUACCAAAACGUACGGAACUCGCACAAAUUAUAAAUCAAGUGAUGAAAGCUUAUGGGAUACAGAUGAAUGAGUAUCGCAAGAAAACAAUGAAAAUGGCAUUGAAUGAUAAUGACAAAGCAACAUCAUUUACAUCGAGUGGAGUGUCAUUUGAAUAUCAAGUGUCCAAGAUCUCGCAGUUAAAGGAGUCAAGCGCUGCUCCAAGGACGCUUUCCGUCUCGGAAACGUAUAUCACCGAGUAUAUAGACGCAAAAACGGUGAUUUCCAGUCGCCCUUUGUCGCGGGUUUACAGUCUUAUCAUGUACCAAGAUACGCUGCAGACAUUUGAAGUUGUCUAUGUAGACGGAGUCAAGCGCAAAUAUCAUUCUGCUCAAUGUGAAAAGAUUGUGUGUGAAUUGCUGGCGUCUUGUCACGCAGUGGGAAACGUUCAGGUGGGUAUAGAGAUGACUGCAAUUCCUGAUACGAUGCGUAUGAUACCCCGCAAAAUCAUCUUACAAGAAGGAAACAAGUUUGCGAAUACGGUGUCGAUUGUUAAUGUCAUGGAUCGAGAGCUCCGUGUCGCACAAGCGAAUAUCUUACAGCUGCUAGCCGGGCACGGCCAUCGGAAGACAGCGCGCACGCAACGACAGCUUCCUCGUGGCCGCGACGAGGAGAUGCACUCUUUGGCGGUGGAGUUUAAUGUGAAUACACCAACGUCCGGUGUGAUUGCACAGCCUAGCAAGCCUUUUGAUAAGGUGCUGUACGUGCUAGCACGGGAGCUCAAUGACAUUGUUGCUCGACAUGGUGCGAAACACGACUUCGUGUGCACGUAUUUGCAAUCCCUCUCUCGUUUGAUGUUUGCGCCAUCUGCCAUCAACGAAUUCAUGAAGAUUCUGACAGAACGCGAAGACGAGUAUAUCAGCACAAUUACUAAGAUUUUGAACAGUAAAAUGUCAGUCGCCAUUUACUGGAUGUUUAUGGUGCUGAGCCGGCUGAUGAAGUCGAAAGGCCACAAGUUGCAGUGUCGACAGCUUUUGUUAUCCAACAGCGUUUUCAUGAUGACGCUUCUUUCGCUACUAGACGAAGAUGUUCAGACGAGUUCUUUUUUGUCUGACUUACCGACGAUGAAAUUGUGCCAGUUCAUUCUGUUGCUUGUGAAGACAAAUGGAGAGAAGCAGCAGACGCUCUCAGAAACACUUUAUCAGCACUUGGCGACAAAAUACCGAAUGCUGCUUCGUAUUCUUUUCAGCUUUCCAGGUUUGGGUACUGUGGAGGCCUGCGUGGGAAUUUUAAGCAGAAUGACGAAGAAUCCAGCGUUUUUACACUUUGGUAAUAUGGGUUCUCCGUUGCGAUCCAAUGACGGAAAGGUUCCUCGACAAACGCUUAGCUUUGGUGAAACCUUGAGUUUUGGCCCAGGUAGCCAACGUGGAGCUGUGGCUCCGCUGUCCUCUCGUCCUCCAACAUAUUCGUCUCGAAGAAAUAACUAUAUUGCAAGUAGGGGAAACAAUACGUUUUCAUCGUCAGCGUCUUCAUCUAGUGGUUUGUCUGGCGCUUCGACAAACGUGGUAGUCGUACAAAACCCUGAAGUGCUCUUGCGGCAAUAUCGCCAGUUUCUCGAAGCAGCAUGCGGCUCCCUGAAGAUGGAGAUCCAUCAGUACGAUGACCCUGUAUUUUUACGCCUUCGAUACCGAUGUCGCAAUGUUUUUCUGCAGGAGCUCAUGAGUCACUUGGUGGGUAAUUUUGAGGAAUUCAAGCGCGUAUACAGCGUUGACUGCUGCCAGUUCACUGGAUUUAUCGGCACAGCAGAUGGGCAGCGAGAAAAGACCAACUUUUAUUUGACGCCUCGAGCUCUGAUUGCUGUGCGAAUUGUGACUAGGCACACUCACGAAUUUGAGUACCGGUCAAUCGAAAAGCUUACUCAAGCAACCAUCAUUCCAGAUGCGUUUAUCUUCACAGUAAAGAACAAAUUGAAGUUUAUCUACUCCGACCAGACCAACGCGAUCGUAAAAAAGAUGAAGACACUAGCUGGGGUAAUUGGGAUCCAUCUUCGGUUUGAAAUCCGAGACAAGCUUCCAAAGCAGUCCGUGGAGAAGAAACUCGACCACUCCGCUUUUCCGACAAAUGAUAUAUUUGAUGUCCAGAGACGAACUGGUCGACAUGGAUCCUCGCACUUGCGAAAGAAAAAGUUGUGCUUUGUUGAUGGAACUAUUGAAGAGAUCUCCAACUUUUCGAAAAAGGUAUACGAUCUGAAGAAAUUACGGCGUGUAGUGGUUCCUGGGUUGGGAAGUGACGAGAUGCAGGCUGUAAUCGCAUUGGAAUUUUCGGAUUGCAGUCGCGUGGUUUACGUGCCAUAUGAAAUUGAAAAGUUUCUGGCGGCACUGUACGAUGGGUAUCGCUACGUCGACAACUAUGAUGUAUCAUUAAGUCGAGAUUUUCCUAACUUGAACUCGAGAAUGUCUCUGAGGGCAUUGUUAGUUAAUGAGCAUGAACAAUAUCUUUAUCUCAACCACGAUGGACUAUACAUCCCAGCGCACAUGUAUCUGGAGAAAGAGCUUCAAAUGAUGAAAAAUGAAGGUGUCAGCAUCACGGCGGCAACAAACAAGGUCGUUUUUGCACUUGAGAGCUUGAAUAUGGAUGUCGAAAUGGAAGAUUUUGCAAGCAAAAUCAUGCGUGGACGCUUGGAGAAGUUAUCGUUCAGUAGCUUGCUCUGGGGAAUUAACAAUAUGCUCGAGCAUUCCUGCAAGCCACCGAUUCGGGCAAACGAAAUUUGUGUAAUUCUGGAAGCGUUCUGCCGCAUCAAUGACGGCUGCUAUCGGAUCGCAAUGGAGGAGUCGAAUGGUGGGGCAGUGAUACUCGUUCCAAUGCUGGCUCAAACACUCGUUUCAGGUGAUCCGAUUGCAACCGUAUGGGCAGUAAACGCACUUCAUUCGAUGGUGACUGACAAAUCACGAUCAAAUGCACAUCGAGUAGCUGAAAAGGCCAUUCGGUACCAGGUGUUCGAGCAUACGAAGCUUAUAUCGUUGUUGACUGAUCUGCUGGAGCAACGCAAUUUCAGCUCCACGCUGGUCAUGCUACAACUGGUUUUGGAUGUACUAGUUGUUACUCGUCACAGCACGGAUAAUAAGCACUUUGACGCCAUCGUUAAAGCGCUCGGGGCAAAGUAUUUACUUUUGAUGGAGCUAGCGUCUCAAACAUCGAAUGCAGGGCUAGUUGCAGCUGCUAUUUGUGUCUUAAAGGUGAUUGUUGACACGAACCUUGGGGACCGUAAGGUGCGACGACGCAUUUGUGACGCUGCCCUGGAAUCAGGGCUCACUAUUAAGCACUUGUACGAGGCGUUUUUCCACCCUUCUGAUAAUGCAAAGGAGACAUACCAGUACAUUGCAAGCAUCUGGGUGACUCACCAUAAAGCCUCCCAUAACAUGCUUGUGAGAGUGCUUCCCCAUGGAUUUAUACGAAUGAUAUCAAACCCAAUGGUCCGUAAAUUGCUAAGAAAGCAGCGAGCUCGACAGACCGAAUCGAAGAGUAAGCAUCAACUUCAAGAUCCAGUUGAUGGAUCAAAAUGGUUUAUUCGUCGCAUGCAGCUCCAGAUUGGAACACUUUUUGCAAGUGGUUCUGUGAAAGAAGGUCAAGUUAAGGAAGCUCCCUUACGCACGAAUUAUCCUGGUGAAUCAUCUACCGAUAUGGCUUUACUGUCGAGUAUGGUGUGCAAAGAUUUCUUGCUGCCUGACUUGAUUUGGAAUGAACUCACACGAGGCCAAUUGAAAGCGUCUCUUAAGUCAACGAUUAAGGAAUUUGAUCAAUUUAAAGCCAAUCAAGCUGCUGCACUAUCGUUAGUUAUUUCUCGAAAAAAAGGCAACACGAUUAAAUGGAACCACGCCCGAUUCUCUGUGACGUACGAAAGCAUUGCUCAGGAGCUUCAAGUUGACCGAUUUUAUCUUCGUGUUAUUUUGGAAAGGAUAAACGAUGGAUCUUUGCAGUUGGCUGAAGUUGCUAGUAUUGUCCGGGCGAUGGAAGCUGGAACGCAUCAAGGAAAGCUAAAAAAGUCGAGCAGCCUCUUCUUUGCUAGCAUGAAUAUUGCUAAAUAUCCAGCGAAUUUUUUUAACGAGAUAUAUCAGUGCUGGUUGGAGCAUCUUUAUCUAAACGACAUCCCUUUGUCUGGAACAAGUGAUUGGUCCGCGAGCGGAAGCAACGGUUUCCCACAACUUACCGGGGCAACCGGCAGCGAGCAGCAUGGUCGUUUAAUGCUUAAAGUUCUGAUCGAAUUAGCUGGUGUAUUCCCUGAAGUCCGACCCAUUACGAAACAUCGAGCACGAUUUCUCACUGAGCUGCUACGCAAUUCUUAUCUGGCGUGUGAGAUACAAGACAUCGUAGAGUUGAUGUCUUGCUUAACUCUAUCGAGUGAGACCAGUACAGAGUUGUGUACAAAGAAGCACAUCCAAGUGCUUUUAUAUAUGUCAUUGCUGUCGCAUAGGCACCAGACAGCACCAAAAGGAAGAGACAUGAUGAAUGAUUAUGGUGGUAUUCCAAUGAUGGACUCGCUGGAGAUGUCGGAAGCAGCAGAAACCUCUUCUGUACCGAUUGCAGAACUUUCCUUCUACAAUGAAUCAAGAUUUGCUUUGAAAUGGAGCGUGAAAAGAGCUAUGGUAGAGACUGGAGAAGAAAGUUUGGUUAAAGGACCGUAUUCAGCAAACGAGAUGAAAGAAUUCCUAGAUGCUGAUCCUUUCAUCCGACACCGGCAGAUUGACGCUUUCUAUGUAUGCUGCUGCUCUUCUCAUGGACAUGACCAUUCUACUAGCGUUGAACACGAAUGGAAGUCAAUAUUUGAGCAUCCAGAACUACGAUGGAUGGAGCUAACCGAAGAGCCCAUUGACGCAAGUUGUGCGGUGUUCGCGUUAAAGACGCUGAGAAACUUUAUGGUCUUAGACCAAGACACGGUGCCAUCUGGGAACAAAAUGUUAUGGCCGCCUCCGUUGGUGAAUACGAUUGUGGCUACUACGUCUUCAUUAGCUUUGAUAAUUCAGCUACUUCUGGUAAAUAACUUUAACGUACGGAGGUACGUCUGUGAGAUGCUCAUGUCAUUGACCGAUGAAGAGCUGCAAGAGGUAUAUAAGUAUGGAACAUUCUUCUUCAUUUUGUCAGCGGCUGCGAAUCAUAAAGGAACCGAUAAGGUACCUGCCUUUGUUCCCGAAGCAACACUACUGAAACGGAUUCAUAGAACUCAGCGAUCGUCGGAGCGACAUGUAGGGCAGAGCUACUUAACGGAUAUGUUGCCGGAGUCACUCAUAGCGGUUCUGGACUCGGAGACCCCUGAACGCUUUGCUGACGUGUAUAGUGGUCGCAUACACGACAAGCGCGUUCUGUGGUCCUCAACAAUGAGUGCUCAUUUACAAGAAAUGAUGGAUGAACACUUACAAGAGUUUAAAAAAAGUUUGAAGGGCGACGUUGCAGCAAGAUAUAACUACACUCCAAUCCCUCCCAUCUCUUUUCUGGAGUUAUCGAAAGAAGUCUACUGCAGUGGCUUCUACCUUUCGACCUUCAAUCAGUCCGAAUCGGAAGCAGUAGAAGUCGAGGAUCCAGUAUUUUUAAUGAAGAGCAUUGAGGAAAAGUGGCGUCACUUUGUUCGGCGUCAAGCCGAUGGUAUAGAGGAGGACAUGGAUCACUUGAAUGCAUACAGAAUAUUUGGCUGGAGUGAAGACGCAAUGUACUCUUUAUCUGAUUUACGCACGCGCUAUCGGGAGCUGUGUCAGAAAACCGAAAUGGAAUUGAACACAGUUCGUAAUGCUUUUGACGUACUUUGUGCUGUGCUUGAGCGCAAGAACGAAGCUGAGGGCGGAAAGUCAUCGGACGAAGUCAUCGAGCGUAUUUUGAAAUCUCAAGUUCAGUUGUUGGAUAAGUACGGCUUCCAGUUUUUCUCGUACGAGUCUUCAACGCUGGAUCUGCUUGUCAAGGCUUUGUCACCUCAAUCGACAGAAGAGUCUAGAUCGCGUACUCUCGCGAUGAAUGUGUUGCGGCGACUGCUCUCCGUUGCGCCGCAAAAUGGCCCACUACUGGUUAGAAUCGAUGGUAUGUGGGAUGCGGUUCUUGACAUGGUUGAAAUCUGUGCAUACAGACACGAUACGGCAGCAAAAGAGAACAUGUUCUCUAUUCUUCAGCUGCUUCUUCUAUCUGAAGAAGGAGUUCAAUCGCUUUUGGGGGUAGACAAAGCAGCUGCUAACGAGGUGCUACCGUCGAAGACAAUUGAUUUUGGCACACUUGGGGACGAUGACGAUACGUCAUUUUUCAUUGCGACGGAGUAUACGUCUCAAAACGGAGCAAAGAAAUUUAAGCACGCUCAGAGCGUAUAUUCGCUAUUAGAUGAUGUUAUUCUAUCGUUUGAAAACAUUCAGCCGUGGCAUAUUCAGAAAAUGUCGUUUGAUAUUGCGUCAUCGCUUUGUCGAAGCCACGUGUUACAAAAACAAAUCAUGACUUCCACUCGAGUAUUUUGGAAGGGUCUUUAUUUGAUACUUGCAUCAGCUGAGAGCACAUCAGGAAUUGAUGCAGCUCAGAGUAUAACCGCGCUAGAGAGACAGGAACGUGAGAUGCUGGAGAGCGCUUUUGGAGCAUUACGAUCGCUAGCUUUGGGUCCUGAUGGUAGCAGCCGAUCUGCAGGACUUGAUGCUUUAGCGAAUCUCCUUCCAAUGGACUUCUUGGAUUGUCUCGAGAAGCCUAAUGGAUAUGACUUUUGUACUACUUUGCUUUCAAAUAUUCGUGAACCGACCUGUAUUUGGAACGAAAAUACGCGAGCCGAACUCUCUCAGCUUAUGGAAGAGUUUUGCACUGAUCCCGAUGGUGAUGGAUUAUUGUUUUUGGAAAACGCCUCGAACCACAUGUACGAUUGUCUUAGCACUGAGCCUUUUGUUGGAGGAAUUUAUUUGUUGAUAUUGCUGGAAAAGUCAGAAGGGCAUCCAGAAGCGAUUACUGAAGAUACGCUGUAUCCGACCACAGCCAUCGACUUUGUGGAAUCUCUAUUCCUGUUCUUGAAUGAAAACAGAGAUCCUAAGCUUGGCAUUUAUUCUGACACACUACCUGCAUUGGAUUGUUUAAGUCUUCUUUGUGACUUGCCGGACUUCCGGCCUGCCAUUGUGGAGUGCUUGGAGCAACACGUUGACGAUGUGGAUCCAGUAAAUGCUUCGAUUUCGGUAGCCACAUUGGGCAGAUACUUGCUUCCGUUUGACAAUAUUGACAAAACAAAAGCAAUAUCGAUUUCGUCUCGUCGAUCACUGUCAACGUAUGGCUUUAAGGCCAAGAUUGGGUCUGAUGGUGCAUCUGCUGCGAUGGAAAUUGAGUUUGGAAAUGUUGAUUAUUUGGCCCGCCAAGAACUUGCGCUGCUUGUUCUGAACAAAAUCUGUGGGUUGCAAUAUAACCUGGAACGGAUGUUAUCGCCUUUCUGCCAAUUUACAUGGUGCCUUCAGGUAAUCGCGGAUCAUCUUGAUUAUGAGCAAGCAUUUUACGCACUAUCCUGUUUGGCCGAGCUGUGUGACACUUGCCUCGUAAUUGCCGAGUAUAUUCAGACGAGCGGGCUGUGGGUCGAGAUAUUGGGCAUCGCACUCCAAUCUAGACAGCAUGUCCUCCAUGAGCAUUUUCUUCGAGCUGAAGCUUUACGGGAACCUGCAUUUGAAGUUUUGUACGCACUACUGAUGAAAGAUAUAGCUUUGCGAGAAAAGAUGUACAGUGGGCUUUGUCGAUUUCUUCCUUACCCGAUCGUGUACCAAAUUCACCUGGACCCAAACAAGGCGACUCGAUUCUUCGACGACAAUCACGAAAAAGGCGAUUUGAUAUGGAACUCUCACAGACGAACUGAAGUGCGCAAGAAGCUCGACCAAAUUAUCUGCCGAAAUCGAGUGGAACGAUCGAUAGCGAAGCGAGACUCUGUUUUGCUUGACGACGAAACAGAUUUUAUCCCGCUUCCCCAAAAUUUUGUGGCGGGUCUUUAUAUUAAUCGCUUCUUAUCUCGACCGGACCCUGAAAAACUUACAAACCCAGCAUACAAUUUGGAGCUGCUAUUUCAGGUAUGGAGGACUCAACUGGACAAACUGAUGAGCUUUGAUCUGCAAAAUCCACCUGAAAACCUUAAGACAACCGCUGAUGAGAUCGACAAGUACACUAUGGCAAUAACGCAUAUUUUACGGGCAUCACUUGAUAUUGACGAGAGCAUUGCUAACAACCAUACACCGGAACAGAUCGUGAAGCUCGUGCGCUAUUGUAAUGAGCACUUGAUUACAAGUUUCCCGUACCGUUGCAUCUUACAUAUCGCUCGACGCUUGGUGCAAUUUCCCGAGAUCACCUCGAAAGAUUUUGUUGAGUUGCUGAUUUGCCGAAUUACUAUGCUGCACCCAGAUAUUCCGAGUUUGCUGAAGGUUCUCCGUCGUGUGUUGGAGGCGCGCCACACGGUACUAACAGAAACGGGGACGAAGGAUGAUCCUGAGUAUUGGUUGAGAGACCUGAAAUACUAUUCCCAGAUGUUGACGUUCCUGGAAGGACUGCUAGAGAACAAGGAGCAGAUCGAAGCCUCACUUUUGUCCAAUAUAAAUCGCGUAUUGCGCAUCAUCCAUGCGGAAGAGCCGAAGGAGACCAAUUUGAAGCAAAAAUCUCGUAGCUUCAUGGGACGCUGGCAUAAUUUUACGUUAGAAAACAGAUCUUCGAUGCAUUGUAAAGCGAUUAAGACCGGGCAAUCUCAACAAAAGCCGCCAGUGAAUACGUCUGUGAUGACCAUUGAACCAGGCAACCCGCACACCUUAAGUGCACAAAGUUUUGACGUGGAUGGGGCAAGAGAACGAUCAUCAGAUGUUGCAAGUACUCAACGCGAUGAUAUGAAUGGAAAAAUAGAGCCUUCCAUCCGUGUGGACAUCAAAGGCAUACCUGAUGAUCGUGAAGUUGAUAUCGACGAUACUUUCAUUCAAAUACCUCCGAAGAGCAUCAACUUCAAUGACGGUGCGAUCGAGGUAGGAGAUGCUGUUGCACCUCGCAGUUUUCGAUACAAGGGCGAAAUCGCCCAUAAUUCGCCACUACCAUCUCCAAAGCCCGUUCGCUACUCGACGCUAGGAGCUCGAUACGAACCGGUUGACUCCCAGUAUCAUUCGAAGAAAGCAGCUGAGUAUGAUGAACAUUUGGAUGACGAGGACAUCUUCACUAGCCAACCGCGUCGUGGGAGUGUCCCAUUGCCGUCAGACGAUGUCGGUGUGAAACUGGUCAAUAGAUUUACGUCUGCUGCAGGAGUCGGUAUUCCCAUAAGCAGCAUCAACGUGAGAAAUUAUGAUCCGCGAGCGCCUGCUAAUCGAAGACAGUCGCAAGAGCCAAGUGAAGCCCCGCCAGAAGCGACGAGUGGCCAGAAUGGACAAAAUGGGAUACGUUCCGAUCGACGUUAUUCACUACUGGACUCGUGGAAACCGCCAAAUUCAGCAGUGCCAAACGCGUCACUCACGUCGCUCACGAUUUCUCGACGAGGACGUCGAGCUGCUGCAAUCUAUAGCCGACACAAGUCCAAAGGCAAAAAGAGAUGGUUUAAUCUGUAA
This is a messenger RNA of Peronospora farinosa, 10068 nucleotides long. The record is from the annotation of a GenBank genome assembly. NCBI's taxonomy places the organism in Eukaryota, Oomycota, Peronosporomycetes, Peronosporales, Peronosporaceae.